AUGAAACUUGUCCAUGGUAUCGGCUGCCCUCGAAUAUCUAGAGGUGGGAAAUUUCCCUCUACAUCGUCUAUCCAACGAAGUUUAGACCUUCCUUUCUUUCUCUUUUACGCUGGCAGGAUGGUGUGGCAUCGGAUUCCAUCCUGGGAAAUAGAAACUGGAGAGCAGCGGCACAAAGAAGACAGGACUGGCGGAGAUUAUUACAGGAGGUCCUGA
This is a messenger RNA of Nezara viridula (southern green stink bug), 213 nucleotides long. Lineage: Eukaryota; Metazoa; Arthropoda; Insecta; Hemiptera; Pentatomidae. The record is from the annotation of a GenBank genome assembly.